Humulus lupulus (European hop) is the source of this 684-nucleotide messenger RNA. RefSeq lists its product as uncharacterized. Gene Ontology annotation, biological process: calcium ion transport; endoplasmic reticulum calcium ion homeostasis. NCBI's taxonomy places the organism in Eukaryota, Viridiplantae, Streptophyta, Magnoliopsida, Rosales, Cannabaceae. The transcript has 4 exons. The coding region runs from base 122 to 451 and encodes 109 amino acids. Gene Ontology annotation, cellular component: endoplasmic reticulum membrane; Golgi apparatus. The record is from RefSeq and is a predicted model, not a curated record.
CCGGGCCACAUAGGAAAACGAUUAACAGCUGGCUUAAAAGGGAGAAUUUUUUUUCCAUAUUUAAAGUGAAACUACACGCUUAUUCGGUUAAGAGAGACCCAGAAGACUUUGGAGAAUCACCAUGGCUUACGUUGAACGAGGCGUUGUGAAAUCAAAGCGAUCGAUAUGGAGGCUCAAGACAGUAACUGAUUUUUUCUGGUCCAUUGUAAACUUCAUAGGCGUGUUCUUCUCAACCAUGUUUUCGAUGGAAAAGUCGGAUGCCUACAGAAAAGGCUCUGCUUCUGGAAAAAAAUGGGAUGGUGGUGGUCCUGGAGGUCCUGGGGGAGGACCAUAUGGUGGUGGUGGUGGUCCACGCGGGCCUCGAGGUGGGCUUGACAAUGUUCGUGGAUUGGAUAGUGUUCGAGGGCCUGACCAUAGUUCUUUACCUGCCUGUGGCUCCUGCUGCGGCUGAGCAUGGACUAUGCGGAAGUGCUUGAAGAGAAUGCAUUGCUGUUUCGAAUGUUAAUUUCUGCACAAUAUUACGAUUGUAAUUAACUUGUGAACAUAUCUUCCAACAAGAGGACAUAGACGAGAGCAAACUGACUUAAGUAAACUAAUAACGUUUAAUGAGUCAUGUAUUAAGCGUUGGGUGGCUUUUUCAGGAGUAAAUAUAUUACUUUAACAAAAUUAAGUCUUGGUAGAACA